AUGAAGUCCAGAAACAACUCGUUCGAACCCCAGCCGGAGCUGCAGGAGCUGCUGCAGAAGCCGCACAGCCUGAAGCUGAUCCCUGACGGAAAACGCGCAACAACCUUGCCGCCUCUUAAAGCUUUACACACAAAAUGGCGAAGAAAGAAACUACAAACUAUAGCAAAUAUUAAAAAUUUGCAUAAAAAAAUUGAUAUAGCUGAAUUGAGCGCAUUGACGGUUAAACAAAUUACAUUCGAAAAUUAA
This is a messenger RNA of Spodoptera littoralis (African cotton leafworm), 246 nucleotides long. Lineage: Eukaryota; Metazoa; Arthropoda; Insecta; Lepidoptera; Noctuidae. The record is from the annotation of a GenBank genome assembly.